UCAAAGCCGCAGCCUUGCAACCGCGACCAGCAGCGUUAAUCGACGUUGGAGUGGUGCGUGCUACACCUCGCAUCAUCUACAGAGUCAUCUGACCAAGACAGGAAAAUACUUAGCAGCAAGCAGCCAGAGAGACGGGAGAGAGAGAGAGACGGGAGAGCGCAGCACGCUCGUGGAUCAACCACCUCUCGAAUCUUUUAUUUGUGACAAUAGAUAACAGAAACAACCAUGGCCGGAAAAGAGCCGAGUCCAAAGGUGUCCAAGCGAAAGGGGGGAGCCAAGGCCAGGAAGGCCGCGAAAGCGGCGGAAGCGGCGCUAGCGGCGGGGGUGGAGGGGAUCACUCUCAAGGAGAAGGGGGGGGCGGGGGUGGAUGGGGACGACGGGCCCCAGGCGCGUAACGCCUCCGGCAUUCUCGCCAGCGAAGCGCGGGCGCGGGAUAUCAAGAUCCAGUCGUUCUCGCUCAGCUUCCAUUCCAAGAUCCUGGUGGAGGACUCGACGAUCGAAAUGAACUACGGCCGAAGAUAUGGCCUCAUCGGGCAGAACGGUUGCGGGAAGUCAACGUUUUUGCAGUGCCUGGCAGCGAGGGAGGUGCCCAUCCCCGAGCACAUGGACAUCUACCUCCUUGCCGAGGAGGCACCCCCGACAGAGCUGUCGGCGCUCAACUGGGUCCUCGACGCGGCGCACGCGGAGAUCGCUCGAUUGGAGGCUCUCGCGGAAGCGAUCAUCGAGAAGGAAGGGGCGGAGUCGGAGACGGUGCUCGACGUUUACGAAUCGCUCGACGCGUUGGAUCCCUCCACGUUCGAGAGCAGAGCGUCCAGGAUCCUCAUUGGUCUAGGGUUCGAUGCCAAGACUAUCCACAAAAAGACGGAGGACAUGAGCGGAGGAUGGCGCAUGCGCGUGGCGCUGAGCCGCGCGCUGUUCAUCCAGCCGACAAUGCUGCUGCUGGACGAGCCGACGAACCACCUUGACCUCGAGGCGUGCGUGUGGCUGGAGGAGUACCUCUCAAGUUACUCCAAGAUCCUGGUGGUUGUGUCUCACUCUCAGGAUUUCCUCAACGGGGUGUGCACCAACAUCAUCGUGAUGCAGCAGAGGCAGAUGAAGUACUGGGGGGGCAACUACGACACCUACCAGAGGACGAGGGAGGAACAGGACGUUAACCAGGUGAAGCUGUACAAGAAGCAGCAGGCCGAGAUCCAGCACACGAAGCAGUUCAUCGCUUCUUGCGGUACCUUCUCGAACCUGGUCCGGCAGGCCAAGUCGCGUCAGAAGCAGUUGGACAAGAUGGAAGAGGCCGGUCUGCUGACCAUGCCUUACAGCGAGCCAAUGUUCCAGUUCAAGUUCCCAGAGUGCGGAAAGCUGCAGCCCCCGGUCAUCAGCUUCAAUGACGUGGCGUUCUCUUACUCCGGCAAGAAGGAGGACUACCUGUUCUCGGGUCUCCACUUCGGUAUCGAUUCUGACUCGCGUAUCGCACUCGUCGGUCCCAACGGAGCGGGAAAGUCCACGCUUCUCAAGCUCAUGGUGGGGCAGUUGCAGCCGGUGGAGGGCAACGUGUCGCGCCGAUCGGGGCUUAGCAUCGGGCGAUACCACCAGCACUCAGCCGAGGUGCUGGACCUCGCCAAGUCUCCGGUCGACUACUUGAAGGACAAGUUCUGCGACAAGUUCCCGGACCUGAAGUUCGAGCAAUGGAGGAGCAAGGUCGGCUCGUUCGGCGUAACCGGCGACGCACAGCUCAACCCCAUCGAGAACCUCAGUGACGGCUUGCGAACGCGUCUGGUUUUCGCCGAGAUCGCGUUGAUGAGGCCGCACAUCCUGCUGCUCGACGAGCCCACCAACCACGCGUCGAUGGAGAUGAUCGACUCUAUGGCACGCGCCAUCAAGCAGUUCCAGGGAGGUGUCAUCGUCAUCAGUCACGACUUCCGCCUGUUGCAGCAGGUGGCGGAGGAGAUCUGGGUUGUGGACGAGGGAAGGGUGGCCCCAUGGGGAGGAGACAUCCUCAGUUACAAGGCCUCUCUCAAGAAGAAGAAGAAGACGUUGGCCUAGACGGGCCGAAGAGGCGGCGCAGGCAUACAGACAAGACUUGAAAUGGCCGGUAGGGGUGUACGUCGUCAGCCUACGGGCUGCUCGUCUCGAAGGCAGUCUGUGGUAUGCUCUUUUCGGCUGUGAGAGGGGUGUAUGUUUGCCUACGGGCUGCACAUGUCGUAAGCAGUUGGUGGUAUGCCUUUUCCGGCUGUGGUAGGUGUCUUGAGACAGAGCUCUUGUCACACAACGGUGCUUGUGGUGCUGACGUAGAUCUGGGUCUAGACCUAAGUGCUUCCAGUGUAGGGUGUCUUUUCCAUGACGAGGGAACUGCUGCUGUGUGGUGACUUUUCUGUUGUGAUGCCGCUGUACAAACCUGCUGGGUUCGAGUUACUCCUUACGUCAACGUUGUGCUCUGUCGCAAUUGCUGCUGCUUCUGCAGGCCAGGUAGUAAAAAAAAAAAACAGAAAGCGAGCUGACGUACCGGUUCAUGGUUGUGUUGCCAGUGGGAUUUCAUUUUUGACGGUUCGUGGGGGAGAACGGCUCCCUCAAAUCGGAAGCGCCCUUCCUCGUCUUACUUCGCGGUCAGUCGGUAGGGCCUUUCCGUCCGGAAUCGCUGAGAAGUUGAAGCGAUCUAGAGCUGCCUCUCUUAUAAACCGUCUUGCCGUGACAUGCGAUCUAUCUGUGUGUGUUGUCUGCGCGAGCUUUAGUUGCCGCCGCCGUCGUCGUAAUUUUGCAUGUUUUCUCGUGCUGCACGGUACACGGUUCACCGCGUCACUUUUCAAUUUUUGUUAUUUUGUGUGUCAGUCGUGUCUUGCUAGUGCGCACUGCGGUUUGAGGUUGGCCCUCUUCCUUGCGGUUGGUUAGGUUCAAUCGAAUCUGAAAACUUGCUUCAUUUUGGCCCAGUCGUGCGAAAGUAAUGGAUCUGACGUGCUUGAUAUUCCCCCCGUUGUUUCCUAGAAGGAAAACACCGCCGGGUGUUGUCAGGUUGAACAGCAUGGGUCGUGUUGAAGCAGGCGUGUUCGACACAGCAGGCGGUCUAUCGUUGAUAUCAGCCCGCCGUUUGCACGGUGUAGCACGCAUGCAUGCUGUUGUCAAUUGUUGCCGUGGUCUACAAGCGCCACCUUUCGCUGUGUGGUCGGUUGCCUCUCGUGUGCAUGGUCCCUUGCGCGCUUGCUAACAGCAGCAGCAGGCAUUGUCGCAGCAUGGUGCACCUAUCUGUACUUGGUUUUGUUAUCUUAAUGGUGUGGUGGUGCUGCAAGUCAUGACAAGAAGCGACAACAUGUCGAUGCUUUGUUUUUUUUUUGUGGGGGAACACUUUGGUGUUUAGGUCUCCACUUGCUACACUCAUCCAUAUGGUCGUCGUCGACAUCACCUAUCUGUUUGUGCCUUCUUGCGUUCUGUUUGGAGAGAUUGGGAUGGGGUCAAGGUGGGAUUAGUGUCCACGUUUUUGGCUGACAUGAAGGUCAAGAGGGGAGGGGAGGGAUGGGGGGGAUAAUAUAAACACAUGAUGUGAGAAAAAAAAAAGCUAUCGGCCGCCAGCUGUGAACGGCGACAGCGUUUGUCUCUCCCGCCGCCGCCGCCGCCGCUGCUGAUGCGGGCGACCCAGCCGAAACAACAGCAGCCACAUGGCAUGUUCAUGAACCCGGCUGAGUCUCACUGAAGGACUGCUGUUACUAGGCUUGUGGACGGCCGUCCGAGGGCCUGGUCUCGUUGGACGAUCCUUAUUCUCCCUUCUUCAUGUAUAUAUAAGCCACAACCACCUGAUGG
This is a messenger RNA of Ectocarpus sp. CCAP 1310/34, 3783 nucleotides long. Lineage: Eukaryota; Phaeophyceae; Ectocarpales; Ectocarpaceae. The record is from the annotation of a GenBank genome assembly.